AUGCUGUCCCGAGGAUCCGCCCGCACUGCGCAGAUUCUGCGCACCGCGCAGCCCGCGCGCGCCUACGCCACGGUCGGCUCUGACAUCUUCAAGCCCACCAAGUUCGGCGGAAAGUACACGGUCACCCUGAUCCCCGGUGACGGUAUCGGUGCCGAGGUCGCCGAGAGCGUCAAGACCAUCUUCAAGGCCGACAACGUCCCCAUCGAGUGGGAGCAGGUCGAGGUUUCCGGCCUCAACACCACCUCCCCCGAGAAGACUGAGGACCUCUUCCGCGAGUCCGUCGCCUCCCUCCGCCGCAACAAGCUCGGCCUCAAGGGUAUCCUCCACACCCCCAUCGAGCGUUCCGGCCACCAGUCCUUCAACGUCGCCAUGCGCCAGGAGCUCGACAUCUACGCCUCCAUCUCCCUCAUCAAGAACAUCCCCGGCUACCAGACCCGCCACGAGAACGUCGACCUCGCCAUCAUUCGUGAGAACACCGAGGGUGAGUACUCUGGUCUCGAGCACCAGUCCGUCCCCGGCGUCGUCGAGUCCCUCAAGAUCAUCACCCGCGCCAAGUCUGAGCGCAUCGCCAAGUUCGCCUUCAACUUCGCCCUAGCCAACAACCGCAAGAAGGUUACCUGCAUCCACAAGGCCAACAUCAUGAAGCUGGCCGACGGUCUCUUCCGCUCCACCUUCCACCGCGUCGCCAACGACUACCCCACCCUUGAGGUCAACGACAUGAUUGUCGACAACGCCUCCAUGCAGGCCGUCUCCCGCCCCCAGCAGUUCGACGUCAUGGUCAUGCCUAACCUGUACGGUGGCAUUCUGUCCAACAUUGGUGCCGCCCUCGUCGGUGGUGCCGGUAUCGUCCCCGGCUGCAACAUGGGCCGCGACGUCGCCGUCUUCGAGCCCGGCUGCCGUCACGUCGGUCUCGACAUCAAGGGCAAGGACCAGGCCAACCCCACCGCCCUGAUCCUGUCCGGCUCCAUGCUCCUCCGCCACCUUGGUCUCGACGACCACGCCAACCGCAUCUCCCAGGCCAUCUACGGCGUCAUUGCCGACGGCAAGGUCCGCACCCGCGACAUGGGCGGUGAUGCCACCACCCACCAGUUCACCAAGGCCAUCCUCGACAAGAUGGACACCUUGUAA
This is a messenger RNA of Colletotrichum aenigma, 1128 nucleotides long. RefSeq names its product Isocitrate dehydrogenase [NAD] subunit 1. The transcript has 3 exons. Gene Ontology annotation, biological process: isocitrate metabolic process; tricarboxylic acid cycle. Lineage: Eukaryota; Fungi; Ascomycota; Sordariomycetes; Glomerellales; Glomerellaceae. Gene Ontology annotation, cellular component: mitochondrion. The record is from RefSeq and is a predicted model, not a curated record. Gene Ontology annotation, molecular function: NAD binding; magnesium ion binding; isocitrate dehydrogenase (NAD+) activity. The coding region runs from base 1 to 1128 and encodes 375 amino acids.